AUGGUGGACUUUCAACAUGCUUUGGAGGAUUGUGAUUUGCGGGCUAUUCCAUUCAAGGCUUACAAGUUCACUUGGGAUAAUGGUAGAGCUGGAGUUGAGAAUGUUAAAGCCCAACUUGAUCGUGCUGUGGAAAAUAAGGGAUUAUGGCAAGCUUGUGCCAAUAUGAUCACUUAUAAUUUGGAUUACUUGGAGUCUGAUCAUCUUCCUUUGUUAGUUGUGACUGACAACAACUCUCAAAGGAGAUGA
This is a messenger RNA of Prunus armeniaca (apricot), 246 nucleotides long. NCBI's taxonomy places the organism in Eukaryota, Viridiplantae, Streptophyta, Magnoliopsida, Rosales, Rosaceae. The record is from the annotation of a GenBank genome assembly.